This is a messenger RNA of Gasterosteus aculeatus aculeatus (three-spined stickleback), 9451 nucleotides long. RefSeq names its product ubiquitin protein ligase E3 component n-recognin 5 (gene ubr5). Lineage: Eukaryota; Metazoa; Chordata; Actinopteri; Perciformes; Gasterosteidae. The record is from RefSeq and is a predicted model, not a curated record. Gene Ontology annotation, molecular function: ubiquitin binding; ubiquitin-ubiquitin ligase activity; zinc ion binding. Gene Ontology annotation, cellular component: cytoplasm; nucleus. Gene Ontology annotation, biological process: positive regulation of canonical Wnt signaling pathway; protein polyubiquitination.
GCGGAGCGGUUGCAUGAGCACUAAUCAACACACGGAGAAGAAGCCUGCUAGAGUUAAGAUGGCGGCGUGUGGGUGAGGAGGCUGGGAUCUAAACUCGAGGAUUUUCGCCAUUAAACGAUUCCUAUGAAUCCGCGUAUACACGGUCAUCGAAAGAACAACGAUUUCCACAUCUUUCACACGUCCGCGUGUGACUCCGGAUUGACCCCAUGACAUCUAUACACUUCGUGGUUCACCCGUUGCCGGGGACCGAGGAUCAGCUCAAUGACAGGCUCCGCGAGGUCUCGGAGAAACUCAACAAGUACAGCUAUAACAGUCAUCCGCACCUUAGUCUGCUGGAGCAGGCCACCCUAAAACAGUGUGUUGUUGGUCCAAACCAUGCCGGAUUCCUCCUUGAGGAUGGCCGCGUGUGCAGAAUCAGCUUCGCUGUCCAGCCGGACCGCCUGGAGCUCAGCAAACCGGAUGGUGGCGAUGGUUCAAAGUUGAGCAGUGGUUCAGGGACAGGAAGGAGCUCCAGGCCAGGCAGGACUAGCGAUCCGCCCUGGUUCCUGUCUGGCUCUGACACACUGGGCAGACUGGCAGGCAACACCCUGGGGAGUCGCUGGAGCUCUGGCGUGAACGGCGCCACCGGAGGCAGCGGAACUGGAGGUGGAGCGGGGGGAGGCGGAGCCGGGGGUGGCAGUAGUAGUAGUGGCGGCGGCGGUGGAGGCGGAGGCGGCGGCGGCACGUCAGGGAGGUCGUCAACGGCAGCGCGGGAUUCCCGCAGACAGACUAGGGUGAUCCGUACAGGGAGGGACCGCGGCUCGGGCCUGCUGGGUAGCCAGCCUCAACCGGUCAUUCCGGCGUCUGUCAUCCCUGAAGAACUUAUCACUCAGGCCCAGGUAGUCCUUCAGGGGAAGUCCAGGAGUGUGAUCAUUAGGGAACUCCAGCGGACCAACCUUGAUGUCAACCUCGCCGUCAACAACCUGCUGAGUCGGGAUGAUGAAGAUGGCGAUGAUGGAGACGACACAGCCAGCGAGUCCUACCUGCCUGGAGAGGAUCUGAUGUCACUGUUGGACGCAGACAUUCACUCCGCCCAUCCCAGUGUGAUUAUUGAUGCUGAUGCAAUGUUCUCGGAGGAAAUCAGCUACUUUGGCUACCCUUCUUUUAGACGCUCCUCACUGUCGCGCCUGGGAUCCUCCAGAGUUCUCCUUCUUCCCUUAGAGCGCGACUCCGAGCUGUUGCGUGAGCGUGAGUCUGUGUUGAGGUUGCGCGAGCGCCGGUGGCUGGACGGGGCCUCGUUCGACACGGAGCGAGGCUCCACCAGCCGCGAGGGCGAGCCCAGCUUGGACAAGAAGAACAUCCCGGUCCAGAGCCCUGUCUCCUUGGGAGAGGAGCUCCAGUGGUGGCCUGACAAGGAUGGUGUGAAGUUUGUGAGCAUCGGAGCCAUGUUCUCAGAGUUGGUGGCCGUCAGUUCCAAAGGAGAGCUGUAUCAGUGGAAGUGGAGUGACCCUGAACCCUACAGGAAUCCUCAGAGUUCUUCCAUUCACCACCCGCGGGUGUCCUUCCUGGGCUUGGCCAAUGAGAAGAUCACCCUAUUGUCUGCCAAUAGCAUCAGAGCCACUGUAGCGACAGAAACCAACAAGGUGGCAACCUGGGUGGACGACACACUGAGCACAGUGGCCUCUAAGCUGGAGCACAGUGCUCAGGCUUUCCCUGAGCUGCAGGGGGAGCGUAUGGUGUCGCUGCACUGCUGUGCGCUCUACACAUGUGCUCAGCUGGAGAAUAGCCUCUACUGGUGGUGUAGCGGGAGUGUUCAUCAAAGUCACACGCAAAACAAUAGGGGUGUUGUGCCUUUUAGUCAACGGAAGAAGAUGCUCGAAAAGGCCAGAGCCAAGAACAAAAAGCCUAAGUCCAGCGCUGGCAUCUCCUCGAUACCAAACAUCACCGUGGGAACACAAGUGUGCUUGAGGAACAACCCCCUCUACCACGCCGGCGCAGUGGCCUUCUCUGUCAAUGCUGGGAUUCCCAAAGUGGGCGUCCUGUUGGAGUCCGUCUGGAACAUGAACGACAGUUGCCGGUUCCAGCUGCGCUCACCAGAGAGCCUCAAGAACAUGGAGAAGACCGCAAAGACCCAGGAAAUCAAGACGGAGACCAAGCCAGAGCUGGUGAAGACUGAGAUGGGUCCCCCUCCCUCCCCGGCAUCUACCUGCAGUGAUACCUCUUCCAUAGCGAGCAGUGCCUCGCUGCCCUACAAGCGAAGGCGUUCCACCCCGGCUCCCAAAGAGGAGGAGAAGGUGAACGAGGAGCAGUGGCCACUCAGGGAGGUGGUGUUUGUAGAGGACGUUAAAAAUGUCCCUGUGGGAAAGGUACUUAAAGUCGAUGGCGCGUAUGUAGCUGUGAAGUUUCCAGGGACAUCCAGCAGCAUGAAUAACCAGACCACCGCCGCUGCCGCCGCCGCCGCCGCCGCUGCUGCUGCUGCCGCUGCUGCUCCCACAGACUCUGACCCAUCAUCACUGUUGCAGGACUGCAGGCUCUUGAGAAUAGACGAGCUCCAGGUGGUCAAAACUGGUGGGACUCCUAAAGUUCCGGAUUGUUUUCAGCGCACACCUAAAAAGCUUUGUAUCCCAGAAAAAGCUGAGAUUCUGGCUGUGAAUGUUGACUCCAAAGGAGUUCACGCAGUUCUAAAAACUGGUAACUGGGUGAGGUACUGUAUCUUUGACCUGGCCACAGGCAAAGCCGAACAGGAGAAUAACUUCCCCACCAGCAACCUGGCCUUCCUGGGCCAGAGUGAGCGCAAUGUGGCCAUCUUUACUGCAGGACAGGAAUCUCCCAUCAUCCUUCGAGAUGGAAAUGGUACAAUCUACCCCAUGGCUAAAGAUUGCAUGGGUGGAAUAAGAGAUCCCGAUUGGUUGGACCUGCCUCCUAUAAACAGCCUGGGAAUGGGAGUGCACUCUCUGGCAAACCUCCCCUCGAACUCUACAAUUAAAAAGAAAGCUGCUAUUAUUAUUAUGGCUGUCGAGAAACAGACUCUGAUGCAGCACGUUCUGCGUUGUGACUACGAGGCGUGCCGGCUGUACCUGGUGAACCUUGAGCAGGCUUUCCUGUUGGAUCAGGGCGGCCAGGCCCUCCGAGCCCUUUUGGAUCAUCGCUGCGAUGGAAACCGCAACAUCCUUCACGCGGCCGUCUCUGUGUGCUUCCCUGUUAGCAACAAGGAGACCAAAGAGGAGGAAGAAGCUGAAAGGUCAGAGAGAAACACAUUUGCAGAGCGUCUAUCUGCUGUGGAGGCAAUUGCCAACGCCAUCUCUGUGGUUUCAAGCAACAGUUCUGGGAAUCGGACGGGCUCCUCCAGCAGCAGAGGGCUUCGUCUGAGGGAGAUGAUGCGGAGGUCUUUGAGAGCCGCAGGUCUUGGUCGUCACGAGUCCGGCCCGUCAUCCGGUGACCACCAAGACCCCGUUUCUCCGCCCAUCGCCCCACCAAGUUGGGUCCCUGACCCUCCACCCAUGGACCCUGACGGUGACAUCGACUUCAUUCUAGCACCAGCUGUGGGUUCACUGACCACCGCCUCCACUGGGACCAGCCAGGGACCCAGCACCUCCACCAUCCCCGGGCCGUCCACCGAGCCAUCCGUGGUUGAGUCUAAAGACCGGAAGGCCAACGCCCACCUGAUCCUGAAGCUGAUGUGUGACAGUGUGGUUCUAAGGCCACACCUACGGGAGCUACUCUCGGCAAAGGAUGCCCGUGGAAUGACUCCGUUCAUGCUGGCAGUCAGCGGGAGAGCUUAUCCGGCAGCCAUCACUGUACUGGAGGCUGCUCAGAAAAUGUCCAAGGUGGGUGACCCGGGCAUUGCAGAGAAGGAGGAUGCAGACACUGUGUUCACGGAAAUGAUUUGCCCCUCUGGAACCAACCCGGAUGAUUCGCCUCUCUAUGUUCUCUGCUGCAACGACACCUGCAGUUUCACUUGGACUGGAGCUGAGCACAUUAACCAGGACAUCUUUGAGUGUCGGACCUGUGGUCUGCUCGAGUCCCUCUGCUGCUGCACGGAGUGUGCAAGGGUGUGUCACAAAGGACAUGACUGCAAGCUGAAGAGGACGUCUCCCACAGCAUACUGUGACUGUUGGGAGAAAUGUAAGUGUAAGACGCUGAUCGCCGGCCAGAAGGCCGCCCGUCUGGAUCUGCUGUACAGGUUACUCACAACCACCAACCUCGUCACAACACCUAACAGCAGGGGAGAGCAUAUAUUGUUGUUCCUGGUGCAGACUGUUGCCAGGCAGAGUGUUGAGCACUGUCAGUACAGACCACCACGCAUCAGAGAAGACCGGAACCGCAAGGCUACAAACGCAGAGGACUCUGACAUGCCAGACCACGAUCUAGAACCUCCCCGCUUUGCUCAGCUGGCUCUGGAGAGGGUCCUGCAGGACUGGAAUGCCCUGAAGUCUAUGAUCAUGUUUGGCUCCCAGGAGAAUAAAGACCCACUUAGUGCCAGCAGCAGAAUUGCCCACCUCCUGCCUGAAGAGCAGGUCUACCUGAACCAGCAGAGUGGCACCAUUCGCCUUGACUGUUUCACCCACUGCCUCAUUGUCAAGUGUGCUCCUGACAUCACUUUUAUAGACACCUUGCUGGGUACACUAGUAAAGGAGCUGCAGAACAAGUACACUCCAGGCCGGAGAGAAGAGGCAGUUAAUGUGACCAGGAGGUUCCUGCGUUCCGUCGCCCGGGUGUUUGUCAUUCUCAGCGUGGAGAUGGCGUCAUCAAAGAAGAAAAACAACUUCAUCCCUCAGCCUAUUGGGAAAUGUCGGCGUGUUUUCCAAGCACUGCAUCCCUACGCUGUGGAGGAGCUGUGUAAUGUAGCCGAGUCGCUGAUUGUGCCGGUGCGAAUGGGUAUCGCGAGGCCGACUGCUCCGUUCACUCUGGCCAGCACCAGCAUUGACGCCGUUCAGGGCAGCGAGGAGCUCUUCUCUGUGGAACCGCUGCCCCCAAGGCCCUCACCUGACCAGUCCAGCAGCUCCAGUCAGACGGCUGCCUCUUACAUCAUCAGGAACCCCCAGCCUCGGCGCAGCAGCCAGUCUCAGCCUACCAGAGGGAGAGACGAGGAGCAGGAUGACAUUGUGUCAGCAGAUGUGGAAGAGGUGGUUGAAGUUGUAGAAGGAGUAGCCGGUGAGGAAGAUCAUCACGAUGACCAAGAGGAACAGGGAGAGGAAAAUGCGGAGGCAGAAGGCCAGCACGACGAGCACGACGAAGACGGAAGCGACAUGGAGCUGGACCUUUUGGCAGCGGCUGAAACUGAGAGCGACAGCGAAAGCAACCACAGCAAUCAGGAUAAUGCCAGCGGCCGCAGGAGUGUCGUCACGGCAGCCACAGCGGGCUCGGAAGCAGGCAGUAGGGUGUCCUUGGCAUUUCCUAUUUUUGGCGCCAGCAGCGUUCCGGCCUUCUUCUCAGAAGAUGACUCCCAGUCCAAUGACUCCAGUGACUCCGAUAGCAGCAGCAGUCAGAGCGACGACGUCGACCAGGAGACGUUCCUGUUGGAUGAGCCGCUGGAAAGGACAACUACCGCCUCUCAUGCCAACAGUGCGGCCCAGGCUCCCCGCUCCAUGCAGUGGGCCGUUAGAAACACGCCCAGCCAGAGGGCCGCGGGGAGCGCUCCCUCCAGCUCGUCAACACCUGCUGCGAGCUCUACUGGCCUGAUCUACAUCGACCCCACCAACCUGCGACGCUCCAGCGCCAUCAGCUCGAGUGCGGCGGCUGCGGCGGCGGCCCUUGAGGCCAGCAACUCCAGCAGCUAUCUGACAUCUGCCAGCAGCCUGGCCCGGGCCUACAGCAUCGUCAUAAGGCAGAUCUCUGACCUCAUGAGUCUAAUUCCCAAGUACAACCAACAAGUCUACACGCAGUACCCUGCUGCUGUGAAGCUCACCUACCCGGAUGCUGUCAACCUGCAGAACUAUGUUGAAGAGAAGCUGAUUCCAACCUGGAACUGGAUGGUGUCGAUCAUGGACUCCACCGAGGCUCAGCUGCGUUACGGCUCGGCUCUGUCAUCGGCUGGAGACCCGGGUCACCCCAGCCACCCGCUCCACGCGUCGCAGCACUCUGCUCGCAGGGAGCGUAUAACGGCCCGGGAGGAGGCCAGCCUGCGCACCCUUGAGGGACGCAGGAGAGCGGCUACCUUGCUGACGGCUCGCCAGGGCAUGAUGUCGGCGCGGGGCGACUUCCUGAACUACGCGUUGUCCCUCAUGCGUUCCCACAACGAUGAGCACUCCGAUGUGCUUCCUGUGCUGGACGUGUGCUCCCUGAAACACGUGGCCUACGUUUUCCAGGCUCUUAUCUACUGGAUUAAAGCCAUGAACCAGCAGACCACGCUAGAAACCCCACAGAUGGACAGGAAGAGUAUUGUUAAUCCACUUGUUUUAAGGAAUCGAGAGAUUUUGGAGCUGGGUUUGGACAAUGAGGAUUCUGAACACGAGAACGAUGACGACACCAAUCAGAGUUCAACUCUCCAGGACAAGGAUGAGGAUCCAGUCCCGGCUGAGAUGGGUCAGAACCACCCCUUCUUCCGUCGCUCUGACUCAAUGACCUUCCUGGGUUGCAUUCCACCCAACCCGUUCGAUGUUCCCCUGGCUGAAGCCAUCCCACUGGCAGACCAGCCCCACCUCCUACAGCCUAAUGCCAGGAAGGAGGAUCUGUUCGGUCGGCCCUCUCAGGGCUUGUACUCGUCCUCCUAUAUGGCAACCAAAGGCCUGGCUGAGACAAACAUGGACAGGAACUGCCUGGAGGUAAACAUGGGCUCCUCUCUACCCUCCCACUCUCAGAUCCUGCCCACCAAGAUGUCUUACUCAGCCAACCUGAAGAAUGUUAUGAGUAUGGAAACCAGCCAGCGGAGCACUGAGAACGAGCCACUAGCAGAGCAGGAGCUUGAGGCUUCAAAACCUGGCCCUUCGCCCCACGACCUCGCCGCCCAGCUGAAGAGCAGCCUACUUGCUGAGAUUGGACUCACUGAAAGUGAUGGACCUCCUCUCUCAACAUUCAGACCUCACUGUAGUUUCAUGGGGAUGAUGAUCUCUCAUGACAUGCUGCUCGGCCGCUGGCGUUUGUCACUGGAGCUGUUCGGUCGCGUCUUCAUGGAGGACGUCGGAGCUGAGCCCGGAUCGAUCCUCACAGAGCUCGGUGGCUUUGAGGUAAAGGAAUCCAAGUUCCGUCGGGAGAUGGAGAAGCUGAGGAACCUGCAGUCCCGUGACCUGGCCCUGGAGGUGGACCGGGAUCGAGACCAGCUGAUACAGCAGACCAUGCGUCAGCUCAACACCCACUUCGGCAGGCGCUGCGCAACCACGCCUAUGGCUGUGCACCGGGUGAAAGUCACCUUCAAAGACGAGCCGGGCGAAGGCAGCGGCGUGGCCCGCAGCUUUUACACGGCCAUCGCCUUGGCCCUCCUCUCAAACGACAAGCUGCCCAAUCUGGACUGUGUUCAGAGUGUCAGCAAGGGCAUGCAGGCCAGCAGUACGUGUCAUCACGAUUACAAUUCAAAUCUGAUGCAGCGCUUGAGAAACCGAGACCGGGAAAGAGAGCGGAGGAGCGGCGGGCUUCGAGCGGGAUCUCGUCGAGACCGAGACAGAGACUCGAGGAGGCAGCUGUCCAUAGACACCCGGCCCUUCAGGCCUUCGUCGGAGGGAAACCCCAGCGAUGAGCCCGACCCCCUGCCUGCACACAGACAAGCCCUGGGUGAAAGGCUCUACCCACGAGUUCACGCCAUGCAACCGGCUUUUGCCAGUAAAAUCACAGGCAUGUUGCUGGAGCUGUCCCCCGCCCAGCUGCUGCUGCUGCUCGCUAGUGAGGACUCUCUCCGAGCCAGGGUGGAGGAGGCCAUGGAGCUUCUCAUUGCACAUGGGAGGGAAAAUGGAGCGGACAGCAUAUUGGACUUGGGUCUUUUGGAGGCUCCAGAGAAAGCACAACAGCAGGAAAACCGCAAGCGUCAUGGUUCAACGCGCAGUGUGGUCGACAUGGAGCUGGACGACCCAGACGAUGGGGACGACAACGCCCCUCUCUUCUACCAGCCUGGCAAAAGAGGCUUUUACUCCCCUCGCCCCGGCAAGAACACAGAAGCCCGGUUGAACUGCUUCCGUAACAUUGGCAGAAUACUGGGCUUAUGUCUGCUUCAAAAUGAACUCUGUCCAAUCACGUUGAACAGACAUGUCAUCAAAGUGCUGCUUGGGAGGAAGGUGAACUGGCAUGACUUUGCAUUCUUUGACCCGGUCAUGUACGAGAGCCUGCGGCAGCUGAUCCGCCAUUCUCAGGCCGGUGAAGCAGAUGCAGUGUUUGCUGCUAUGGACCUCGCCUUUGCCAUUGACCUCUGCAAAGAGGAAGGAGCUGGGCAGGUGGAGCUUCUGUCCGGUGGGGUCAACAUGCCAGUGACCCCUCUGAACGUGUACGAGUACGUGAGGAAGUAUGCUGAGCACAGAAUGCUGGUGGUGGCUGAGCAGCCUCUCCACGCAAUGAGGAAGGGUUUGCUGGAUGUGCUUCCCAAAAACGCCCUGGAGGACCUGACUGCGGAGGACUUCCGGCUGCUGGUAAACGGCUGUGGAGAAGUCAAUGUCCAGAUGCUCAUUAGUUUCACCUCCUUCAAUGAUGAAUCUGGGGAAAAUGCAGACAAACUACUGCAGUUUAAACGCUGGUUUUGGUCCAUAGUGGAAAAGAUGAGCAUGACUGAGAGGCAAGAUCUGGUAUACUUCUGGACCUCCAGCCCGUCCCUGCCAGCCAGCGAGGAGGGCUUCCAGCCGAUGCCCUCCAUCACCAUCCGGCCUCCAGACGACCAGCACCUCCCCACGGCCAACACCUGCAUCUCACGUCUCUACGUGCCACUAUACUCUUCAAAACAGAUACUCAAACAGAAACUCCUGCUAGCCAUUAAGACCAAAAACUUUGGUUUUGUGUAGAGGUUCAACAUAAGAGUUUAAAAAAAGGAAAAAAAAUAACAUGUUUACUGUUGUGUAAUAUUUACCUAGCUCCAUUUUUGUAGAUUUAUUUUUUGUCUAUACAAUUUUAUGAAAUUCGACAUACUGUCACAAUCUCCCCAGGCAGUAAUAUUUGUUUGUGUUGUGAACACAAACAGCUUGUUAUUUUUAUUUCAAUUUUAUUUUUUCCAUUUUCUUUUGUGUUAAUGAAGAGGUAUACAGUCCAGAACAUUCCUGCAUUGGCACUGUAAAACAUGAAGCCCACAGCCCUGCUUUAUUGGCUUAAACUUUUGCUUCCCAGGAAUGUGGCUUGACAGAAAGCUGUCAGCCGAAACCCAGCCAAAGAUGACAGCAGUAGAAGUAUUUAAAAGAAGACACACUGUGAUAUUAUGUUUUUUUUUUUUUUUUUCCUUCCCUAGAAAAGUACGAUCACUGACAGUUCACUGCUGCCUUGUGGAAAGUCCUUUUUUUUUUUUUUUUUUUUCUUUUUCUUGUACAGGGGGAGUAGGGAAUUUCAAAAUAAACUUGGAUGCAAA